AGCACACAACAGUAACCAGCAAGCUGAGCUGAGAGACUGGCGGCGGGGAGCUGUGUUCCACUCUCCUUCACUCACUCUUGACUCAAACCUCACUCGCCUCGACUCACCCAUCAACCAACCUCUCUCAAUAAGACAGUUCGAUUCCCUUUCUCUCUCUCGUGUGUGUGUUCUUCUAGGUGUUCUUCUACGUGUUUUUCUGCGUGUUCUUCGACGUGUUCUUCUGCGUGUGUGAGUCGGUGUUCGAAAAUUUGUUGACUUUUUCUGGGACCUGUUGAACGAUGUAUUAAAUCCUUAGCCACUUGCCGUUCUUUCCCGUUUAAGGGCUACAGGCAACAGAGGGGGUAAAUACGGAUUAUUGGACCCCCGUGAUACGGAAUAGUGACGGGGGGUUAAAAACAGGAGCAACGGAAAGAAAAUAGCGGAAGGGAAGCUGUUGUUGACGUCUUCGCGUCGUUAAAGCAGGAGCAGCAAGAUGGCCUCUGCGACGUGUGGCCUUCUGCUGGUGGCGCUGCUGGUGGUGGGAGUGGCAGGCUCUGGAGCCAGCAGCGGGCAAAACACCGUCAACGAGGAAGGCAGAGCCUCUCCCCUCACCCAGGAGGAGGUGGAAGAGAAGGUGGAAGCACUGCUGGAGGUCGGGGAGAUAGAGGCCAACGUGACGGUGCCUGUGUGCUGUGGUUUCGACAUGGUCUUCAACAUGAGCAAGAUGAGCUGUGACCCUGCCCAGGAGAAACCUUUGAUAUCCUUCCAUCAUGAGGAUGGACUGCCUGUGGAGUACCAGUUCGCUUACAAAGUACGAGCAGGCUUCCCUAACUGUACCUUCUUCAGUCUGCAGCCGGAGGUGGAGCCAGAGGACGCUUUCCAUCUUCUGCCAAAUGGACAGCUGGUGAUACCGUCUAACACCAACCGCAGACUCUCCACCGACCAGUUCUGUCUGCUGGUGACGGAGGAACAGGUGGAAGCCAUAGUCUGCUUCCCCGAUAAGAAGGAGUCUAGUUUCGACCGUGUGGUGUACCAGACACUGUACCCCGUGGGACUCAUCAUCUCUGCAAUAUUCCUGGCUACUACUUUCCUCGUGUACUGCAUGGUGGGGGAGUUGCAAGACUUGCUGGGGAGGUGCCUCAUGUGUAGCGUCCUGGCCCUCUGCAUCGCUCAAGUCUCCACCGUCAUCGUACAGAUGGCCACCCAUCUCCUCUCCAUGACCGCCUGCAUCUUCAUGGCUGUGAUGAUGCACUUCUGGUACCUGUCCGCCUUCCUCUGGCUCAAUGUCAUCUGCUUCAACGUCUUUCUAACAGUCUGGUGGAAGAGCGACGCGUCAUACGGACGGGUGAGCCGGUGGUUCGCCAUUUUCUCAGCCUAUGGAUGGGGCCUUGCCCUCCUCCUCACCUCUCUCGCCAUCGCCAGGGACUUCUCUGAAGAGCUCGACGGGUCAGGCCUUCCUAAACCCAACUUCGGCCAAGCCAGAUGCUGGUUCUCAGGUGAUGACGCCCUUAUCAUCUUCUUCUAUGGCCCUACCUCUGUUGUGCUAGGCCUCAAUGUAGUGCUAUUCUGUGCCUCAGCCUACAAGCUCUGCUCUCUGAACAAAAGUUCAGAAGCCAGGAUGUUCCAGUGAGUAACAACUGUUUUG
This is a messenger RNA of Cherax quadricarinatus, 1624 nucleotides long. Lineage: Eukaryota; Metazoa; Arthropoda; Malacostraca; Decapoda; Parastacidae. The record is from RefSeq and is a predicted model, not a curated record.